Molecule: messenger RNA, 1563 nt
Organism: Aphanomyces astaci
Lineage: Eukaryota; Oomycota; Saprolegniomycetes; Saprolegniales; Verrucalvaceae
Exons: 4
Coding region: 102-1436 (444 amino acids)
Biological process (GO): zinc ion transmembrane transport
Cellular component (GO): plasma membrane
Molecular function (GO): zinc ion transmembrane transporter activity
Source: RefSeq, a predicted model, not a curated record
GAAAUAGCUGACACGUCCUCACGUGGUUGUUCGUGUCUCAAGGACCACCAGCCUCUUCCAUCCUUCUCUGUUGCAUUUGCCUCCCUCCCACACACACAACCAUGGAAUUCGAGCAGCUAGCUGUGAACUCGCCUUGUGCCGAGUCACACCUGCAUCCGACGACGAUGGACGUUGCAUCCACGCAGAAGGACCGCGUGCGGGACGAUGCCCAGAGGAAGCUCGAGUGGGCGUGCCUGUUCUGUAUGUUGUUUAUGUUUGUCGAGUUCUUGGGCGGGUACUUUGCCGGAAGCCUUGCGAUCAUGUCGGACGCCGCGCACUUGCUCAGCGACGUGUUGAGUUUCUUUCUGUCGUUGUUUGCCUUGUACUUGUCCAAGUUACCCCCGUCGAAGUCCAUGCCGCACGGGUACAAACGCGCCGAAGUGCUGGGUGCGUUAGCCAGCAUCGUCGUGAUUUGGAUCCUCACGCUCGGCCUCGUUUGGGCCGCCAUCCAGCGCAUCCUCGCCCUUCUGAGCACCUCUCCCGACGCCAUCGUGGUGCCUCCAGUGAAUGGAAAAGCCAUGUUUAUCGUCGCGUGCAUGGGUCUAUUGGUCAACAUUGCGCUCAUGAAGAUCCUCGGACAUGGCCAUUCCCACGGUGGUCACGGGCACUCCCAUGGCGGUCACGGGCACUCCCACGACGCCCACGGCCACUCGCAUGGAGCGCCGUCUAAACAGUCGCCGGACCAUCAUUCCCACGAUCAUCAUCACGGACACUCCCAUGGACAUGCCCACGAUCAUCCUUCUUGCGACCAUGUCCACCAAGAUCAUGCAGACGAGAGCCACGACGACUGCGGUCGGAGCAGCUGCGUCACUGCAUGCAGUUCCCACGACGAUCAUGACCUGGAAGAGCCCGAAGCAGAGUCGUCGGCGGCGCCCGGGGACGGGUGUGCGGCGGAGAACUUGAACGUGCGGGCAGCCUACUUGCAUGCAUUGGGCGAUUUCCUGCAAAGUCUUGGCGUGUGCAUUGCCGGCGCGUUGAUUUGGUACGAACCAUCGUGGCAACUGUGUGAUCCGGUCGUGACGUUGUUCUUUUCGGUGAUUGUGGGCGCCACGACCGUGGGCAUUUGCAAAACCACGCUGCACGUGUUGAUGGAAGGCACGCCCGUGGAACUAGAUGCCGAAUCUUUGGAACGGGACAUCAAGACCUUGGCGAGGGUCAAGGACGUGCACGAUUUGCGAGUUUGGUCGAUUUCGUCGAGCAGUUUUGCAGUGGCGAUGCAUGUGGUCGAAGCCCGUGGCUUGGAAGCGGGUGACGCGUCGUCGUCAUUGGUCGUGGAUGUGCAGGCGUGUGUGAUGGCCCACCACGACUUUGAGUUUGUGACCGUCCAAGUCGAACAAGACCGAGACGCCAAGCUCUGUCCGUUCAACUUGCGACAGGUCAUCCAGGUGGUAGUUUAAUAACAAGUCGCAAUAGUAUGCGUAUUGUUAGCUCAUGUACUCGAUGGUUUACAAUGGAACCAACUUGGAGUACAAUUCACUUCGUAUGUUCCUUGAAGGAAUAAGGUUAUAAGGAACAGAACCACAA